Ophidiomyces ophidiicola is the source of this 885-nucleotide messenger RNA. RefSeq lists its product as uncharacterized. Gene Ontology annotation, biological process: intracellular protein transport. Lineage: Eukaryota; Fungi; Ascomycota; Eurotiomycetes; Onygenales; Onygenaceae. The transcript is spliced from 2 exons. Gene Ontology annotation, cellular component: endomembrane system. Gene Ontology annotation, molecular function: GTPase activity; GTP binding. The coding region runs from base 1 to 885 and encodes 294 amino acids. The record is from RefSeq and is a predicted model, not a curated record.
AUGAGUAAUAGCCUGGAGGCUAAGAUCGUGGUUCUUGGUGCUCAAGGUGUUGGAAAAACGUCCCUCGUCCAACGGUAUGUCAAAAACUCCUUCAAUCCUGCCGCCACCGUAUCCACAGUCGGCGCAUCGUUUGUCACAAAGCGCGUCCUGGACUCCACCUCCGAUACUGUUGUGAGACUGCAAAUUUGGGAUACCGCAGGGCAAGAACGUUUCAGGAGCAUAUCCCGUUUGUACUAUCGUGGGGCAAAUGCUGGUCUCCUUUGCUAUGAUAUUACGAAUGAAGAGAGCUUCAAAGAAAUGACCGGAUGGCUGGGGGAGUUAAAGGAGAACCUUGGGGAUGAUAGCUCGAUAAUAAUUCAUGUUGUGGGGACGAAAUCCGACAUUGUUGCUGAUGACCCGAACAAACGAAAAGUCCCAUUCGAGAAAACGAUAGCCUAUGUGGCAGAGCAACUAUACCCUUCUCAGGCAUCAACACCUCCGCCGAGUUCUGGAAUGGGAAUGCUGGGGGUUUCAGCUACCACAGCGCCUAACAGUCAUGGCCCUGAAAGCAAACGUAACAGUGGUUUCUGGGGCCAGGACAUUGGUUGGGAUUGCUGCCACGAGAUAAGCGCCAAAGAUGGGGAAGGCAUUGAGGAAGUUUUUCGUGUAAUUGCCCGAAAACUUGUCGAGCAAAGAAACAAGAAAGUGGACGUUGAUACUGCACGACGGAGAACUAUCCAGGGAAGAGAGCUCCCAUCAGCGUCAGCAGAUGGUUCUGGGGCGGAUAGUAAUGUAGACAAACGACGCAGCUGGCUGGGUUUUCCACCAGCUUUGGCUUUACACGAUGAACGAGAACAUAACGAGCCGGAGGGCUCUUCCCAACGGAAGCAAGGCAAAUGCUGCUGA